This is a messenger RNA of Lactuca saligna, 654 nucleotides long. Lineage: Eukaryota; Viridiplantae; Streptophyta; Magnoliopsida; Asterales; Asteraceae. The record is from the annotation of a GenBank genome assembly.
AUGGUUUCUUCGACAGUGUUGUGUCUAGUGUUGCUGCAGGCCGUUGGUGCUCUUGGGUUUCCGGCGACUCUGAAGCUGGAAAGAUCGUUUCCCACCAACCAUGGCGUUGAGUUGAAGCAACUCACGGAAAGAGAUGGUUUAAGACACCAUAGAAUACUACACAAGUAUGCUGAUCCAAAUGUGGUUGUUGGAUUUGAAGUAUAUGGAACCUAUGAUCCUUUUGAUGCUGGGAAGCGACUUGUUGUGGGUCGGUUGCAAACCCUGUCAAUCUUGCCCUACAUCAUCCACACUACAAAUAUCCUAUUACUAUCUAUGAUCCAGCAAACUCGUCAACAUCUUCUGAUAUCUUAUGCUAGGACGAAAGACGUUCUCCAAAAUCCAACUCAUGUUCAGAUAACCAAUGCACCUACGAUCUCCACUAAGGGCUGUAGCACAUCCGAAACAGGACAGAUAAGUCAAACGGAAAGAACACUUGAUGAGAUUAUGGGAUUGGGCAGACAAAUUAUAUCCGUCAUUUCCCAAAUUUCAUCACAAGGGAUUGCACCAAAUUCCUUUGGACAUUGUCUAGCUGGUGGUGAUGGAGGUGGGAUUUUGGCCUUUGGCACACCAGUCAUGCCCGAUCUAGUCUUCACUCCACUUGUGAAGUCAAUGUAA